AGUGCUAUAACGUCCCUGCCCCCAUCCCGAGGAAACAAUGAAGUCAUGCAGCUAUAAUUUUGCGUGCGUGGACCAAGACGUCUUUUUCUGCCCGGUGAUUUAUGAUACGCCGAAGUGCCUAUUUCAUGAUUGGUUACACUCAGGUGGACUGUACCACUGCGACAGAAUUAUCAUUUUUUGUUGUUUGAAGCUCCUAGGGGAAAAUGGCUAUAAUUAAACGGUCUUCAACUACUCUACAGAUUCAAUGACGCUUUUCCAUUAAGAUUCUGUGAGGCCCCAAAUUCUCGGAGGGCGGAGUCUAUUUCCUUAAUACACUCCUAAACACCCCCAUGUACCACUUAAUAGUGGAGCUUCCCAUGCCGUGGUGUAGCUCCUAUGCACUUUGUUGUGUUGAUGGAGGUCCGCGCAAGGUUAACUGAGUUUUUCGCGCCUGCGGAGACUGACGCUGUCUGUCCCCAACCCCCACCUUCACCCUCUUUUGGGAGAGGGCAGCAAAGGGCCAUGGCAGCUACGUGGAUUCGAACCGCCUCCAACGACCACGGCCGCCGCUGUGCUUUUCGGCCACAACUCCCGCCCUCUUCUUAAUUGACUGGCGGCAACGUUUAAUUCUUGUGUCACCCGGGCACCAGUUCUAUGAAUUGAGGGGAAGGAAUUAUUUGAAUGCUGGUGGCUACUGUUGUUGGCAGGAUAGGAAGGGACCAUGAGCUCCUUGCCUUGUGAUUUCUCAAGCCAAGGCAAUGAGUGAACAGCUCCUUCUCGGGGGCAAAAGGGAGGCGGGGCCCUAGCCAUGAAAGAAAGGGUCCCCAUCAGCUACCUAACAGUAUGGGAAUCCCCAUCCCGCAUCCUCAUUGAGCAACAACGUGCAAAGCGGCGCCUUUCGGGCAAGAAGAGGGACUCGCACUUUGGAAACCCUUGGAAACCUCGUCUCUCCAGUGGAAGUGCAUACCUUUGACCUCUUUAAAUAUUGCUCCUGUGAUUUCCAACGCCAUUGCAUUCCUUGUGCAACAUGGAACCUCAUGUGUUGCUCCAGCUGCUGAAAUUACAUCUUGAGGUUUUGGUUGCUGAACUCCAUUCAACUAUCAGCCAAUGUAAUGCAUAUCUGUUCAGUAUCCGAAGGCGGCAGAUGAGGAGACUACUGAUAGGCCGGGCAAUUCAGAACCACAUUUUGAGGAGUAGACAUGUCAUCCAGAGGAGGAAAAGCUCCAGACAUAUGGUUCCUAUUGUCAUCUUGUUGGAAAGUGGACCAAAAUUACGGAAAUGGUGGAUCUGUCCCACUAAGCAGCAUUGGUGGGACCGUUCUAUGCUUGGAACCUGGGAUGAUGAAAGGUGGAUUGAGAGUUUCCAAAUGAGCCGAGGCACCCUCUUUGAAAUUGCAGACAUACUCUGACCCCAGCUCCAGAGGCAGAGAACCAUCAUGCGAGAAGCCAUCCCUGUUGAGAAACGGGUGGCUAUAGCUGUAUGGUGGCUUUCUAAUCUGAAAUGCUAUCGCGAAGUUGCAGCACAGUUUGGAGUUGGGAGGUCAACAGUGGGAGAGAUUGUUCUGGAGGUGUGCUUUGCCAUUAAGCAUCUGCUUGUCCACCAGACAAUCUACUUGGCUGACUACUGGAAGAUCAUGGAUGGUUUCAGGGAGAUGGGGUUUCCCCACUGCGUUGGUGUCAUGGACUUGACACAUCUGUCAAUAAUAGCCACUACAGGUCAGGGAGAUGAGUGCAACAAACCCAAGAAUUUCUGUUCCAUUCUAUUUCAAGGGACAACCGACCACACUGGCCGUUUUACUAACAUUGAAGUAGGAUGGAGUGGGAAAAGCCAUGAUGAUGUGUUGAUCUUCCGUAAAUCUGCACUGUGCCAGGCCAUGGAUGAGGGCACUUUUGUUCCAGGGAACCCAACUGUCAACAUCCAGGGUGUGGAGAUUCCACCACUAAUACUGGCUGACAGCACCUAUCCUAUGCGGACGUGGCUCAUGAGACCAUAUGGAGACCCCCUGGACAAGAGGAAGACCAUCUACAACAGGACUUUCAAACUUUGUCACAGUGUUGUUCAGCAGGCCUUUGGGAGACUGAAGGCAAGGUGGAGGUGCCUUACUGCUAGGCUGCCAGUGGCAGAGGAGAAUGUUGUGGCAGUUGUCACGGCAUGUGUUGUGCUGCAUAAUAUUUGUGAGACAAAGAGACAUGCAGUGCCGGAUGGUCCGGACAUUACUGAGCAUGUACUGUUGGCAGCAUAUAACGAGGACUACCAUUCUUACGAGAAUAGCGAUGAAACAGGAGGUGAGGAAGUGCGCAAUGCAGUCAUACAUUACCUUGCAGGAAAUACGGAAUACUAAUAUUAGGACUCUUUUCAUACUUACGUUUUAUUUGUUCUACAUUCAUUUUGUAAAUUAAAUGGCCUUG
Rhineura floridana is the source of this 2387-nucleotide messenger RNA. RefSeq lists its product as uncharacterized. The transcript is spliced from 3 exons. Lineage: Eukaryota; Metazoa; Chordata; Lepidosauria; Squamata; Rhineuridae. Bases 1415 to 2320 code for a protein of 301 amino acids. The record is from RefSeq and is a predicted model, not a curated record.